Messenger RNA from Klebsormidium nitens, 2814 nucleotides. The record is from the annotation of a GenBank genome assembly. NCBI's taxonomy places the organism in Eukaryota, Viridiplantae, Streptophyta, Klebsormidiophyceae, Klebsormidiales, Klebsormidiaceae.
GUGCAAGUUUUUGGACGCCACGCUCACAGUCAGGCUGGCGCUGCAGUGGGCUGCACUGCAUUUGGCGGGAGGGGUGCAUCAUGCCAAUGGCGGAUCUUCUCAGACCUGUGUGACGUUGUUGAGCACGGUGAUUAGCUUCGAGCUGGCAUUGGGUUUUUGCUUCCUCGAAUGCUGAACUGCGCAUGGUUGACAAGCAGGUGUACGCGUAUCUUAUAGGUUGUGUGUGGGAAGCUUCUAGGCACAAUGGGGGCUGGCAGAAAGACGCAGACCACAACAUAUGAUUCAGCAAAUCGCCAAGGGGGCCGGGGCCCUCCUCCGCAGUACAAGAAGCUGGACAAAGAUGAGCUGGGAGGGGUCAUCUUUGGGGCGACGAAGGACACCAUCAAUGAGUGCCUGACAAAAAACAUCUUCGGGCUGCCGUACAACCACAUCAGCUAUGUCCAGAACAUUGUUCCCGGCAUGCCCCUCUUCCUCUUCAAUUAUUCUGACCGCAAGCUGCACGGCAUCUUUGAGGCCACCUCUGAGGGGGAGCUGCACAUCGACCCCAACGCCUGGAGCCGGGAUGGCAAGACCGAGACGAGCUAUCCUGCGCAGGUGCGCGUGAGGUACCGGGAGAAGUCUCAGCCGCUGCAUGAGGCCGUCUUUGGCCCCGUCAUCGAGGAGAACUACUACAGCAACGUGCACUUCAUGUUCGAGCUCACGCAGGACCAGGCCGCCACCCUCUGCUCCCUCUUCACCGCGCGCAACCCCUCCCGCCCCGCCACCGCGCCCGUCCCCCAGCAAACCGUUGCCUCCGGCCACGCCGCCGCCUGGGCCGGCGCUUCCGGCCAGGGCGACAGCGCCUGGGGAACCGGGCCCCCCGCGAACGCCUGGGGCGCAGCGCCCCCGCCCAGCCGACCUGACACAGCAUCGUCAUCCAAGCCCCCCCUGCCGGCGUGGCAAAGCGGGCCGGCGGGGCCGUCGAGCAACGGGGGGAGCAGCGCAUCAACGUCGAGCGGGCUGCCAGCCGACGGGGGCGCUGCAGCGGAAGCGGAACGGCGGCGGCAGCAGAGCGAGCGGGACCGGGAGGCGGCGCGGGUGAGGGAGGAGGAGGCGCGGGCGGCGGCGGAACGGCAGGCGCGGGCGGAGGCGAAGAUGCGGGCGGCAGCGGCGGAGGAAGAAGAGCGUCGGAGGCUGGAGGAGGCCGCGGUCGAGCGGCGCCGGGCCGAGGAGCGCGCGGAGCGGGAGCGCCAGGUCCUGGAGAAGCUCAAGAAGGUCAGUGUGAACGGGCCCUCGGCGAACGGCGCCUCCGAGCCGAGCUCUUCGAGCGGUGUGAACGGACCGAAGAGCGCGGAAUGGGAGCGCGAGGCGAAUGCGCGCGCGGAAACGGAGCAGGCACAGCUGAAGGAGGAGCGCAUGCGGCUGUUCGACGGGAGCCGGCCGCUCGAGGUGGCGGUCAAGGAGACGGUGCAGAAGAACCUGGAGCUGUGCGCGGCGGCCAUCAGUCAUAUGCGGCAGGAGGCGCUGAAGAGCAAGAAGCUGGCGGAGGAGAUGACGUCAGGUGACGCGCAGAUGCAAGAGCUGAAGGAGGUCCGAGCGGAGAACCAGCGGUUGGCGCGGUCGCAGACGGUCAUGCAGCGGCGAAUGGACGAGCUCCAGGCGCAGAUGGACACCCUGCGGCAGAGCGUCGUGGACCUCCUCUCCGGCGGCCACGUGGCAGGCAGCCCCGCGCCGUCCCCCGUGCGCCCGCGCCCGCAGGAGGUGUAUCUCAUGGGCGGUUUCAACGGCACGGAGUGGUUGGGUUCGGUGGACCGUUACCGGCCGUCCCGGGACGAGUGGGAGGUGGUCGCGCCGAUGUCCGCGAAGCGCUCGUACGCGGCGUCGGCGGUGCUCGACGGGAUGGUGUACGUGUUCGGAGGCGGGGAGGGCCAGCUGUGGUACGACACGGUUGAACGGUACGACCGUGCCAGCAACUCGUGGGCGACCCUCUCGAAGAUGAAGAUCAAGCGGGGCAGCCUUGGGGGCGCCGCCGUGCAGGGCAAGAUCUACGCUGUCGGGGGGGGCAACGGUGUCAACAACUUUGCUGACGUGGAAAUGUACGACCCCGGCGCUGACAAGUGGCUCUCCGCGCCCCCCAUGCUCGACAAGCGCUUCUGUGUGGCGGCCGCGGAGAUGCACAACUCGCUGUACGCGCUCGGAGGCUUCGACGGGCAGCAAUACCUCCCGACCAUGGAGCGGUUCGAUCCUCGCGAGGGCUACUGGGUGCGCGCUCCGUCCAUGUCGACCAAGCGGGGGAGCCUGUCCGCUGCAGUGUACAACAACAGCCUGUUCGCCUUGGGAGGCUUCGACGGGAACGUGUUCUUGAAUACUGUGGAGACGUACGAGCCGCGCAUGAACAAGUGGAAGCUGGUCCCUCCUAUGCACACGCAGCGUGCCUACGGCGCGUCGAUGGUCGUCGACAACGCGCUCUACUUCAUCGGCGGCCUCGACGGAGCACUGCACGUGGAUUCGGUGGAGCGGUAUACGCCCGAGGCGGGGUGGCAAGUUGUGAAGACGCGGAGCAACUCCAGCAAACGAAGCUUCCUGGCCGUCGCCGUCUUGUAGACCGUUGCUAGAGCUCUCUGAUACAUGUUCGAACGCGCUGUUCGGGAAUGGUGUAUGAGUCCAAAGAUACGAAGAAUAUCUCUUGUAACUCGUCCACGUAGGUAGGGUGUUUCUGGAACAGAGCUGCUUUGCGCUAAAGUGGCACCGCCUUGUUGAACCCGAAACUCCACCUGGUGUUUGUGCGUGUAGAUGCCGGAUGUUGAAUGCACGAGAAUGAUCAUUGUGUCUGUG